This is a messenger RNA of Ectocarpus siliculosus, 2148 nucleotides long. The record is from the annotation of a GenBank genome assembly. Lineage: Eukaryota; Phaeophyceae; Ectocarpales; Ectocarpaceae.
AUGUGGGUUAUUAUGAGGAAAGAAAUAUGUGUAUGUUUGGUUAAAAGUAGUAGCAGUUUGUGGAGUAGAUGUGUGUCGGGGGGAGGGCAGCACCGCAGGGCGGACUCGAACGUGAGCGUUAAGUCCGGGCUCGGGCUAAACAGGACCGGCGGUGGCGGCGGAAGCGGUGGAGGAGCAAAGAGCUCGAAGGACAAGUUCUCGUCGAGGCAGCUGUCCUUGCGAAGCUUCCAGCAAACCGUAAAGAACCACGCCAACACGAUCAACAAGGCCUCCAACGUCAAGGUGGAGCCCAAGACCUUCUUCGCCAACGAGCGGACCUUCAUCCAGUGGAUCUCUGCCGCGGUGUUCGUGUAUGGCGUGAGCACGGCGCUGUUCGCCUUCGACGCAUCCGAGCCAGACGCGAACUGGAUCGCUAUUACUUCGGCGGCCAUCCUCUCCGCUGUUUCCCUCAUGAUCCUCAUCUACGGGGCGGUAGUCUUCUAUCUGCGAUUGGACCGCCUCAAGUCGAGGAAGGACAGCAGGGUUUUCGCGGACAAGUGGGGGCCCGGCAUGCUCGCUCUCGGGCUGUUCGCGGCAAUCGUUACGGUGCUCGUGAUGCAGGUCUUGGACUACAUCGAUGCCACCGACACGCCCUCCGUGUCCGUGGCCGGGGUGUCUGACGCCGUGGCCCACGCGCAGGACUACUCCUACGACGGCGUGGUGUACACACCUACGGGGAUAUCGAGGAACGCUGCCCUCGUCAAGCUGGCGUCGGAGCUGAACUCGUUCUCCCCCAGCAAGGCGUACGAGUUCUCCAACCUCAGCAACGGUAGGCCCACCAAGAGGCUGAGGAAGAGGGAGGAGUACAUCGUAGCCUCGGGAUCGACUUCGGACCUCACCAGCCUUCCCCACGGGGAGGCGGUGCUCGUCACGGCGCAGGAGGAGGUGUUCAUGUUCCCGGGAGCCAACACUGGGACGUUCGACGUGGCAAUGGAGUUCUACAACACCGCCUCGGUGGACUUCGUGGGCCCUUACGCUACCUCCGCUUUCACCGGCGACGAGGAAACCACCAUUCGGGGCGCAAUGUGCGUGGCGUAUACAGCCCUGCUGAACGGGCAGAAGGUGGUGCUUAAAACCCCGCUGCCGGACACUAGCCACGCGGCGGUGGCCGCCAACGAUUUAGAGGUGGAAAUGCUCCUGCUGAAGGAGCUACACCACGACAACAUCGUCAGCCUGCUGGGAGCGGGUUUCCUACCAGAUGGCCGGCGUUUCGUUGCCCUGGAGUACUUGAGCGGAGGGACUUUGAGCUCUCUGUUGAGAGAGCACAGGGAGAAGCCCAUGAGAAUUUCCAAGGUGCUCGACCUGUCGCUGGCGUUGUGUAACGCUUUGGAGUACCUCCACGACGUGGCGGUGCCAGGACGCAUCGUGUGUCACCGAGACCUCAAGCCGGACAACAUCGGUUUCGCGCAGGAUGGCACGUUGAAGCUCAUUGACUUCGGACUGGGAAAGAUCAUCAAGCGCAAGUUCCGCGUGAGGGCGGAGAAGUACCACAUGACCGGCGGCACCGGGAGCCUGAGGUACAUGGCACCCGAGAUCGCCGACCACCAGGAGUACAACGAGAAGGGCGACGUCUACAGCUUCAGCCUCAUUAUGUGGGAGAUGCUCGCGGGGAUCAAGCCUUUCCUGGGGUUGAAACGGCCGGAUUUUUACAACCGUGUGGUCGACGAGGGGGAGAGGCCUCCCCUGAACCCGGAGUGGCCGCAGCCCGUGAGAAAUCUGCUGGAGAGCUGCUGGCGAACCAACCUCGACGAGCGCCUCAGCUUCAGAGAAGUCGCGGGCAUCCUGAAGGUUUGCGCCGAGGAAGAGAACAGGCGGAGCUUUACGGAGGAGAAGAGAAAGAGCUUCCGCCUUCCCAACAGACGGUCUCGCCUCUGGACGACCACCGGAGCGAGGCCCGACCUGGACGAGAUCUCCGUAGAUCCCCAGUACAAGCCCAAGUUCAAGAUUUCCUCGUUCUUGUCGUCACACCAGGGCACCGACGGGGGGAAGUCGAAGAUGGAGAGGCUUCGCAACGUGGCGAGAGGAAACAAGGGAAAACAGGGGUCGGUGAGACGAGCGUCCUCGGACAACACCGUCAAAGACAUGCGCCGAACAACGAAUAAGCCAUGA